This is a messenger RNA of Brassica napus (rape), 1983 nucleotides long. RefSeq lists its product as uncharacterized. The coding region runs from base 1 to 1983 and encodes 660 amino acids. The record is from RefSeq and is a predicted model, not a curated record. The transcript has 6 exons. Lineage: Eukaryota; Viridiplantae; Streptophyta; Magnoliopsida; Brassicales; Brassicaceae.
AUGUGUUCGUCUUUCAAUUUUCCUCGUCCAACUACUACUGCGGAUGAUCUCGAGAACCUUCACGAGUUUCAUGGGGUCGAUCGUUCCGUUGUUCUUGAUUUGGCCAGAACGGGUGAGACCCCUGAAACCGUGAGAGAGGGCUACUAUGGAGCCUAUCUUUCCUUUUUCCAUUCUUGCGGUCUUAUCUUCCCGAUUCCGGAGCCGAUACUUGAGAUUUUGGCGGAGCUUGGGUUAUCCCUCUCUCAGCUUCUCCCAAAUUUCCUUAGGCAUCUUGUUGCGUUUCUGGUUAAGGCUAGGGAGGAGGGUCUCGCUUUUGGUCUUAGCGAGUUUCGUCAGUUCGUUCUGGUGAAACAGAACAAUCAGACUCCUGGGACUUUCCUUGUUUCUCCGCGUCCAGGUCGCCACAUCAUAGAAUAUAUUCCUUAUCGAGACGAGAAGUGGCGCGAACAGUUCUUCGUUUUCCGGAUGGAUCGAGCAUCUAUGGGUGACUUCGAUUUCUCCUGGCUCUCUUGGCGUUGGGCUGAGAAUAUCGCUCGUUCGUCGUUCCAAACUUCCGAGUCUGCGUCGAGGAGUCGAGCUUCAGGGAAGUCCCCUUUAAUCUCGAGCCAUGAUUCUGACGAUGACGAUGUUCUAAAAGAAAGUCAGCCUCCUGCUUUGUUGAGUCCUGGUUUGGAUGAGGAGACUGUGGUGAUGACUCGUAAACGGCGUCAAUCAUCGGAGGAGUCUUUGCCCGGUCCAUCUCGUCCUAGGUUUAUCUCUGGGGGAGAUGGUUCUUCAUUUGCGGUUCAGAGUGAUCUGAUUUCCCUCGCUGGUCGUAUGAGGUCCGCGGGUUGCCGUCUUCCGUCUCUCACUUCGUCAGUUGAGAAGGAGGCCUACCCCAAGGUUGCUGUGGCGAGCUCUAAGGUUAUGGAAGCUUUUAAUGAAUAUGUCGUGAUGACAGAGGAUCAUGUCGCGGCUUCCAGGAAUGACAGGGAAAUCGAAAGCAUUGGCUCUGAGAUCAAGAGGCUUUCGGAAGAGCUUGAAGCCACCAAGCGAGAAGGGAAGAAGGAUGCUGAGAAGGUCGAAGCUUUGACUGAAGACUGGAAGAGAGUUCAUCUGGCAAAUAAGGUUCUUGAAUCUCGGAUGGUCGCUAAACGGGCAAGAAUUGCGGCGUUCAAAGUUGAGAGGGAUCGGGAUUUUCGCCGAGCUUCCCGGAAUGCUCGUCGCGACACUGCGGCCAAGUGGGCGAGCAAGAAGAAUGAAAUAUCUGCUGAGAUUCAGCUACAGGAGGUGGUCGCGAAUAUCGAUCUCUUGACCGAGCUCAAGGAUGGAGGCUUGAUUGUGGAUGCGAAACUUGCUCGUUCAAAGGAAAUGGAAAGAGAUUGCGCAGAUCUUCUCGCAUCGGCUGCUGUGCCCGAUGAUUCUGUUUCUAAAAUCAUGACUUCGAGAAGAUCUAAGUCUCGUGAUUCUGACAGGGUGCGAACUCGAACUGGUGUUGCCAAUGCGGAACACAUUCGAUCCGGAGACGUGAGCGACGCUCUUACAGAGGUUCUGCGUGAGGAGACUCGACUUCCGCGGUCCUCGUUCCAAGGGACCAAAGAUCCCGAAGGUAAGGCAUCUGUUACUCCUGUUAAGUCGAGCAGCCCAACGGGUUCGGAGGGGCGUGAUCGUCCUCCAACGAAAGCUAAGACGAAUGGUUCGGAUCGUCGUCUUGUUGUCCCGACUGAUACGGUUGUUGCCAAGCCGUUUCAUUGGCAGUUUUCGCAUUCCAAGGACUGCCCCAUUAUUGAGGAUCUAGACAGUGUUGCUCAUUUGGUGAGGCAUUUCAAGCCCGCCGGAUGUCCGCUUUCUUCUCUGCGUAAUAUGACGGAGCGUGAAGCCUAUGCUAUGGAAGCUAACAAUGAGUUCGCGGCGACUUUAGAAAAACGCCUACAGGACAUUCUGCGUUCUGACGAACUUAACGAAAUAAAGAAGGUUGUUCGUGAGCUGAAGUUCAGUCUUUAG